Messenger RNA from Salvia splendens (bonfire salvia), 784 nucleotides. RefSeq lists its product as uncharacterized. Bases 13 to 579 code for a protein of 188 amino acids. The record is from RefSeq and is a predicted model, not a curated record. The transcript has 5 exons. Lineage: Eukaryota; Viridiplantae; Streptophyta; Magnoliopsida; Lamiales; Lamiaceae.
UAUUUAGAUUUUAUGGCCACUUCAUUUCGCUCUUGCCUUAGCAACAAUACCUCUCUCAGAAAUGGCGGAAAAUGCUCAUUUCUUCGCAGCAAAACCGAUUUGCAGCUUCUCCACAGAUCUCCCAACAAAAAAAGGAAUUUUAUUGUUGCGAAUAUUGCUACGCCGGAAGCAGCUGCAGAUCUAGUUUCCUCUUCAGAUCUUCUCUCUUCCUUCUCUCUCCCCGCCGUCCAAGGCAUCUCUGACAAUCCAUGGGUUGCUGGGAUAGCGGGAUUGAUGGUGGGAGUGCCUUUUCUGAUCCAGUGGCUUGUAACAGUGUCAAAGGAGGUUGGAGUGGUGGCGGAGACGGUGGAGGAAAUAGCUGACGCGGUGGGUAAAGUGGACAGAGCGGCGGAGGACUUGGCGGAGUCGCUGCCGGAGGGAAGGCUGAAGCAGAUUGUGAGCUUUGUUGAGGAUUUGGCUGAAGAAACGGCCAAGGACGCUCAAAUGGUUGAGGAGUUGAUGGACAAGGUGGAAGAAUUGGACGAGAAGUUGGAAAAAAUAUUGGAGAAAGAAUCCAAAAAAGGCAUUGAAAAAGAAUGAUCGAUUAUUGAUCGUUGGAAGGGAUAUAUAGUGCAACAUGAUGCUGCACUUCAAACGCAACAAAUAAAACGUGAAGAUUAUACUCGAGUAAGUAAAAGCUCUUGGAGCUUAAUCGGUUUACCUAUGUACUAUCUCUCUUUUAAUUUAUUCUUUUGGUUUUCGGAUUCCAAAUAUUCACAAUAAUAAUAUAAAUCUCUCUUCUUCA